AUGGGAAAGAAUGUCAUCUUUACAUUGCUGGCAAUUCUUUACUUACUUAUCAACGUUGUUGCAUCUCUAAAUAACUCCACUGAUCAUUAUGCUCUUCUAUCCAUCAAAUCUCAAAUAACUUUCGAUCCAAAUAAAAUUUUGGGAAAAAAUUGGUCACAAGGAAUCUCAUUCUGUAGUUGGAUUGGCAUUACUUGUGGCAAGAGAUAUCAAGGAGUUAGGGGCUUGAAUCUAGCAAAUAUGGGUAGAGGAGACGAAAUUGGUAAUUUAAGCCAGCUUCAAGAACUAGAGAUGCAGGGCAAUGAGCUAAAUGGCCCUGUUCCAGCAAGUCUUGGAUUUCUUGGAAACCUACAAAAGUUAAAUCUCAGCGAGAACAGACUUUAUGGGGAAGUUCCUAAUAGCAUUUUCAACCUCUCUUCUUUGACAGAAAUUAGUUUAAGAGGAAGUAGUCUCUCUGGAAGUCUACCUAUGGAUAUUUGCUACAAUCUUCCAAAGCUAGAGAGCCUAAGGAUUUCAAAUAAUCAAAUGAGUGGCAACAUUCCUCCAAGCUUGGGCAGAUGCAUGAAUCUUAAACUACUUUCCCUAUCAUCCAAUAAUUUUUCUGGAACCAUUCCAAUGGAAAUCGGGAACCUGUCAAAGCUUCAAAUUCUCUAUCUCCAUCGAAAUAAUUUGAUAGAUACUUCUAGCCUCUCGCUAGACUUCCUGAUCUACCUCCUGCAGCCCAAUCUGCUGUCCACUACAACCUCCUGGUCCUUAGCUAAUUGUAUCACCGAGUGGAACAACCAUCCGUUCUUGUGCUUAUGUAAUAACAUCAAAGAUGAACCUUGUGUUUUAGAGUAUUUUGAUUAA
Olea europaea var. sylvestris is the source of this 846-nucleotide messenger RNA. Its product is annotated as receptor-like protein kinase. The transcript has 4 exons. The record is from RefSeq and is a predicted model, not a curated record. NCBI's taxonomy places the organism in Eukaryota, Viridiplantae, Streptophyta, Magnoliopsida, Lamiales, Oleaceae. The coding region runs from base 1 to 846 and encodes 281 amino acids. Gene Ontology annotation, molecular function: protein binding.